Molecule: messenger RNA, 310 nt
Organism: Drosophila obscura
Lineage: Eukaryota; Metazoa; Arthropoda; Insecta; Diptera; Drosophilidae
Product: phenoloxidase-activating factor 2-like
Exons: 1
Coding region: 31-222 (63 amino acids)
Biological process (GO): proteolysis
Molecular function (GO): serine-type endopeptidase activity
Source: RefSeq, a predicted model, not a curated record
UUUGCUUGGUCAGCGCGGAGAGGUCCAUCGAUGGUCGCCGGCUGGGGAAAAAAAGCACACAAGGAUGAAGAGUAUUCGAGCAUACAGAAGAUAAUUGAAUUGCCCAUCGCGGACAGGGCUACGUGCCAGAAUCAGUUGAGGCAGACCGAACUAGGCAGAUCCUUCGUCCUGGAUCCAAGCUUCAUUUGUGCUGGUGGUGAGAAGGAUCAGGAUACCUGCUAGGGCAAUGGCGGCUCCGCGUUGUUCUGUCCCCUGGCCGAAUAAUACCUAGACUUACUCGUAUGUAGGGAAUCUCUGUACUGGAGUUACA